AUGUCGCAGGUGUACCAAGUCGUCCGCAGAAUCAUCGAUGAGCGUGCACAGUAUGAGGACGGCCCGCCCGAGCGCCUUGCCUUCGCCGCUGUGUACGACGAGAUCCGACGCUCCAACUCCAGCCUUAACAGACGGCCGAAAAAGCUGCUGGAGGACAGUAUUGAGCGUGUGCUGGUGACUUUGCAGCAGGACAGCGAGUCAGACAGCGACGCGUCCAUCGAAGUGGCACAGGAGGAGCGGCAGAAACACAAGUCAGCGUCCAAUAACCUCAACCGAAGCAUAGUCAGUGCAUGGGCCAACUCAGCGGCGCCCUCGGGAUCAACGACACCGAAGCCAGAACUCGCCGCCAUGGAGUCUCCUGCCAAACCAGCACCCGUUGUGAACGGCGAGCCUCCAAGGAAGAAACGCAAGGCCGCACCCGUCAUCGACAGGUCACCCCCAACGGGCAUAACAUGGGACUCCCUAGGUGGAAUCGACCCAGUUAUCCAGCAAUUCGAGGAUUUGGUGGUCAUCCCGAUGACCAAGCCCGAGAUCUACGCGGAGCACAAAGUCCAACCCCCACGGGGCAUCCUGAUCCACGGGCCUGCAGGCUGUGGCAAGACCAUGGUCGCCCACGCACUGGCAGCCGAGUUGGGAGUCAAUUUUAUCAACAUCUCAGCCCCGUCGAUCGUGUCAGGCAUGUCCGGAGAGAGUGAGAAGGCGCUGCGAGAGCACUUCGAGGAAGCGAUGCGCUGUGCACCGUGUCUAGUCUUCAUCGACGAAAUCGACGCCAUUACUCCAAAGCGCGAGUCAGCCCAACGAGAGAUGGAGAAGCGCAUUGUUGCACAGCUCCUGAUAUGCAUGGACGACCUCGCGCUCGAGAAGACCGACGGAAAACCAGUCAUCGUCCUCGCGGCCACGAAUAGACCCGACAGUCUCGACCCUGCAUUGCGCCGAGGCGGCCGUUUCGACAAAGAAAUCAACAUGAGCGUGCCCAGCGAGCCUGUUCGAGAACAGAUCCUUCGAGCUCAGACGCGAGGCAUGAGCCUCGCCGCCGAUAUAGAUUUCCCUCUCCUCGCCAAGCGAACCCCGGGCUUCGUCGGUGCUGACCUCAACGACCUGGUCUCCACAGCCUCCGCCACGGCCGUAAGGCGGUACCUGAACCAGCUGAAGGCCAACUCCGAGAAAUACACCAUGGACGUCGACAUGGAUGCCAACAACGCCCAUGCUAACGCAGACGCGAACGUAAACGGUACCGACACCCUCCCUGACCUCAUCGCCAGCAGCUCCUCCGAGACCAUAAGAUCCUUCCGCCGCCUCGUCAGUUACGCCAAAGCCGCCCACCCGGAGGACAAGGACACCAACGAAGCCGUCCUACUAAUCACAUUCGCCGAUUUCCUCACCGCCCUGCCCCAGAUCCAACCGUCCUCCCUCCGCGAAGGCUUCGCCACCAUCCCCAGCACGACCUUCUCGGCGAUUGGCUCUCUGAAAUCACACAUCACCGAGUUGCAGGAGACCGUCAUCCAGCCCAUCCUGAACCCCGCCCUGUAUACAAGCCUCGGGAUCACACCCUCCAGCGGCACACUCCUCUGGGGGCCCCCGGGUUGUGGCAAGACUCUGCUUGCCAAAGCCUGCGCGAACGCCAGCCACGCCAACUUCAUCAGCGUCAAGGGACCCGAGCUGUUGAAUAAAUACGUGGGCGAGAGCGAGCGCGCGGUGAGACAGGUCUUUACGCGCGCCCGGAGUUCCGUGCCCGUGAUUAUCUUCUUCGAUGAGUUGGACGCCCUCGUGCCCACCAGGGAAGGAGGCUCCGGUGGUGGAUCCGAGGCCAGCGCCCGGGUUGUCAAUACGUUGCUGACGGAACUCGACGGCGUGGGCCACAGUAGGGAGGGGAUCUACGUCAUUGCGGCGACGAAUCGACCUGAUAUCAUUGAUCCUGCUAUGCUGAGGCCUGGUCGGCUGGAUACCUUGUUGUACGUGGGGCUACCGGACGCCGAGGGCAGGGUGGAUAUUCUGAGGACGCUGUGUAGGAAGGUCGCGGGCAUGGUCUUUGACGAUUCAGUCGCCGCCAUCGCCGAGGCGUGUGAUGGGUUCAGUGGUGCCGACCUCGAGUCACUCGUCCGCAGAGCUGGUUACAACGCGAUACGCCGCGGCGUGGCUUCAGGACAGACUGUCGCCAUAACACCGGCGGACUUCGAGCAUGCCAGGAACGAAGUCAGGCGCAGCGUCGGGGUGGAUGACAUCAAGAGGUACGCCGCGCUUCAGAAACAUUGGGGCAGGUGA
This is a messenger RNA of Cladophialophora carrionii CBS 160.54, 2262 nucleotides long. RefSeq lists its product as uncharacterized. Gene Ontology annotation, biological process: ribosome biogenesis. The transcript has a single exon. Gene Ontology annotation, molecular function: RNA binding; preribosome binding; ATP hydrolysis activity. The coding region runs from base 1 to 2262 and encodes 753 amino acids. The record is from RefSeq and is a predicted model, not a curated record. Gene Ontology annotation, cellular component: nucleus. Lineage: Eukaryota; Fungi; Ascomycota; Eurotiomycetes; Chaetothyriales; Herpotrichiellaceae.